AUGGACGGCGGCCAUGGAUUGCACAACAAAAACUUAUACGAUGAUGAUGAUGAUGGAGUCAUUCAUCAACAUGCGCAAGGUCAUAAUUAUGAGUCAUAUCACGUGCUUCUGGAGGGUCCAGCUGCAAAUAAUGUGACAGAUGAUGGACCAUAUGAAUUCAUCUACCAGAACCUACCACAAAGACAUAUAUUGAGAAAUGUCCAUGAUUGCAAUUACUAUGGUGCGAUGAGGUUUCAGUAUGAGACACCCGGGUGUUGUUGUAGAAAAGGAAAAGUACAAAUACAUAUACCAGAGGUUCCUACGGAGCUGAAAAGGUUAUUCACAAGUCAAGUGCAUGAUGAUGCAAAAUAUUUCAGGAAACAUAUACGUUAUCUCAACUCGCAUUUCGCCUUCGCAAGUCUAGGGGUUACCCUUGACCGCAGAUAUAACAGUCCAGCUGGGACCGGUGGCCACGGCGCUCGGCAUCUGCAGCUCUACUUUUAUGAUACAAAAGAUGAGGCCUUGUCACAUAGAGUCAAAAGGUCCCCUGAUCUUGAUAUCAACCUCAUCUGGAAUGUUCUUGCAAUUUUGCAAGAUAACCCAUAUGUUCAUACUUUUAGGAGAAAUGGUGCUUUUCCAAACUUGGAUGACUACCGGAUUGAACUCAAUACAAAUAUCACGCCUGACCAGAGAAGGUACAAUGCCUCAACGGCGUCCCAAGUUGCUGCUAUUUGGAUGGAAGGGAACGAUCCAUAG
Messenger RNA from Miscanthus lutarioriparius, 735 nucleotides. The record is from the annotation of a GenBank genome assembly. NCBI's taxonomy places the organism in Eukaryota, Viridiplantae, Streptophyta, Magnoliopsida, Poales, Poaceae.